Metarhizium brunneum ARSEF 3297 is the source of this 1551-nucleotide messenger RNA. It is a transcript of the gene dtxS2, whose product is annotated as Cytochrome P450 monooxygenase dtxS2. The record is from RefSeq and is a predicted model, not a curated record. Gene Ontology annotation, molecular function: iron ion binding; monooxygenase activity; heme binding. Lineage: Eukaryota; Fungi; Ascomycota; Sordariomycetes; Hypocreales; Clavicipitaceae.
AUGCUCCGCAUACCUGGCAAAUCUCUCGGUUACCAUGAAGAUAUCUCUCUCACGCCGUGGCAGGCAGUCCUUGCGUCCGUAACAGUCCUGCUGGGCCUAAAGGUCGCGACAAUACUAUAUACUGCCUUCUACAAUGUAUUCCUUCAUCCCUUGCGCCGCUUCCCAGGUCCCGUGACAUGGAUUGCAGCGCCCUGGAUGAAGAGCAUCUCUCACAUUCGCGGCCAACAAGAUCACCAAAUCGUAAAAUUGCACCAGAAACUUGGGCACAUUAUCCGUGUCGGUCCCGACACCCUCAGCUUCACAGAAAUGUCGGCCUGGAGAGACAUCUAUGGUACGGGCCACGCGGAGCUUCCGAAGCACAUCUACAAAGGAAGUGGUAUGGAGGACCGGCCCAACAUCAUCACCGCGCACUCUCGGGAUCAUCAUCGGUUUCGCAAGGCAAUGACGCCAGCCUUGACGCCAGAAGCAAUUACUCACGAAGAAGCACUCAUCAAGGGAUACGUUGACAUGCUCAUCGAGCAUCUCCACAAGUUUGCACAGUCGUCGGAUCCAUACGUCAAUGUAUCCCAGUGGUACACCAUGACAACCUUUGACAUAUUCGGCGACCUUUGCUACGGCGAAUCCUUCAACUCGCUGGCAACUGGAAAGCAACAUCUCUGGCUUAAAAGCAUGAGCAGCAUGAAGGUUCUGGUUCCUCUACUGGUUUUCCCUUACAUUUCUUGGCUGCUAGUCUGGUGGCUUCUUUCGCCGGAACAGCAGCGCUCGCUGAGUGACCACCAGAAACGUUCCUAUGAGUUGACAAUGAAGCGCAUUGCCAAUAGAGACACUCAUCCACGCCACGAUUUCAUGACAUUUAUGCUACGGAAUCGUGGCGAGGACCAAGGAGUAACGGACCACGAAUUGGCCUCAAACUCGGACAUUGUCAUCAGUGCGGGUUCGGAAACCACCUCGACGGCUCUUACGGGCAUAACCUUUUUUCUAUGCAGCAAUCCCGAUGCCAUGGCUCGCUGCGCCAAGGAAGUACGCGAAGCUUUCAACUCAGAUGAUGAAAUCACUUUCAAGGCAACAGCGGAACUGCCCUUCAUGUUGGCAUGCAUUGAGGAGACCUUGCGCAUGUAUCCCCCUGUGCCCACGUCCCUUAUCCGCCGAACGCUUCCUGGCCGACCAACCCUUAUUGCAGGAGAGUUGAUACCCGAGAACACUAUUGUUGGCGUGCACCACCUCGCAACCUAUCGAUCUGAGAGAAACUUUUUCGAUGCAAAGGCCUUUCGGCCAGAGCGCUGGCUUGCUGAAACACGGAAUGAUCCAAAAUCUCCCUUCAAGGAUGAUAGACUUGACGCUGUCCGUCCAUUCAGCUACGGCCCUCGAAAUUGCAUCGGACGAAACCUCGCCUAUCAUGAGAUGAGGCUGAUCCUUGCAAAACUGCUUUGGCAUUUUGAUCUCAAACUAAAACCUGGUUAUGAAAGUUGGGGAUUCAAGCAGCGCACCUUCCAACUAUGGGAAAAGCCAAAACUGGUGGUUGAGUUCAAGGAACGUCAGUUCCAAGUCUAA